Messenger RNA from Engraulis encrasicolus (European anchovy), 4909 nucleotides. It is a transcript of the gene mctp2a, whose product is annotated as multiple C2 domains, transmembrane 2a. The transcript is spliced from 25 exons. The record is from RefSeq and is a predicted model, not a curated record. Lineage: Eukaryota; Metazoa; Chordata; Actinopteri; Clupeiformes; Engraulidae. The coding region runs from base 244 to 3519 and encodes 1091 amino acids. Gene Ontology annotation, biological process: regulation of neurotransmitter secretion. Gene Ontology annotation, cellular component: synaptic vesicle membrane. Gene Ontology annotation, molecular function: calcium ion binding.
UGAAACUACUUAUGACUGAGGAAGCCAACCGGCUUGGCCACAGAUGUGCCAGAUGCUCUGGCACAGGUGAGGUGGUGAGGUGACACGCGGCGGCUAGAGUGGCUAUACCCACCUGGAAUUCGCAGGAAUACGCUUAAUACCAACGCAGAUUUGAAUGUAAAUAUCCCAGCUAACCAACUGAUAGAGUACGCAGGACCAACACCCCAUCAUCCAUCCAUCUGUCCGUCCGUCCGUCCCCCAGCCAUGGACCCGAAGAAGAAGACGGCUUGGUCCAACUUCAGGGACAAGACCAAGGCCCAGUUUGGCAAGAAGGCCAAGAAGCCCAAAGGGAAGGCCCUGCGCUACCGCCGUAGCAUCUCGGUGCCCAACCUGCUCAUCGACCCGGCCUCCCCCCUCUCCUCACUGGACAUGCUCUCCCAGACGCCCGCCGUCGACCCUGAGGAGAGCUACUUCUUCGGGGCGUCCACCUUCUACAGCGCUGGGCCGGCGGCGGACAGCGGCUCCUCCAGCCCCACCUACUCAGAGCAGUCGUCCAUCCCCGACACGCCGUUUUUGUCCAGGGUCGUGACCCCCGACACCUCCAGACCCGUCUCCGCCGCCGCCAUGCACCCCGACACCCCGAAGAAAGUGAGCGAUGGUGACACGGUGUCGGACAACUUCCCCUGGCCAGGGGAGGAGACCGGUCACCUGCCCAAGAGGACGGCAUCGGAGCCUGCCCCUCCUCCUGUGUCUCACAGCUCUCCUGCCUUAGCUGUGCGAUCGCCCCCCAUGCCCGUUGAGAGGCACGUCUACUCAGCCAGUCCAUCACCUGCACCCACGGAACCCCCACGAACCCCAGCAGCAGCGCUGGCGGCGGCCAUGGCUGAACGGCCUCCAGCUACUCCCAGCGCAGUAUCCAAAGCAUCAGCAGCAGCACCCACAGUGCCUCCCACCGUGCCCAAAGCAGUGGCAGCAGCAGCAGCGGCAGCAGCUACCCCCAUCACCAGCCCUGAGAAGAGGACACCGCCAGUGAAGAGGUCCAUGAUCCCGCCGGACCGGCUGUCCCUCCCCGCGGACAUGUCCUACUGGGGAGGGCGGGAGUCGGGCAACAGCACCCCAUCAGAGGAGCAGGCAGCCUGGGCAUCAGAAGCGGACCUGCUGGCCAUGAUGGAGCCCUCCACUCCAUUGUCCAGGGAGAUAUUCAUUGUGGGGUCUACUGAGGACACCCCCUAUAUUCCUAAUGAAUCCAGUGACUACGACACAACUUCCCUCACUGAUCAUCAAGAACAGGGUCCAAGCUACGCCGGAUUUCCGGCGCGGCGUCGGGCUGCUAUCACUUCUUUCGAGAAUUUCUCUGAUGAGAUAAGAUACAGGAUUCCUAAUGAAUCCAGUGACUACGACACAACUUCCCUCACUGAUCAUCAAGAACAGAGUGUACAUGUAAGUCUUACUCUCUUAUGGUACAAACAGUCUGUUUCAACCGCGGGACAGAAGGUGCAGUACCUGCUGACCAUUAACCUGAAGGAGGGACGCAACCUGGUGGUGAGAGACCGCUCAGGCACGAGUGAUCCCUUUGUGAAGUUCAGGAUGGACGGGAAGACGAUUUACAAGAGCAAGGUGGUGUCUAAGAAACUGAAUCCAACCUGGAACGAGUCCUUCUCCUUCCCCGUACGAGACCUCGAGCAGGAAGUCCACGUCAAGGUGUACGACAAAGAUCUUCGAUCUUGUGACUUCAUGGGAGGGUGCUGCUUGACUUUAAAUAAGCUUGAACUGGAUAAGACCACGGAGAUGAUUUUGAAGCUGGAGGAUCCCAAAAGUAAGGAGAUGAACAUGGGGGUGAUCAUCAUCGACGCCUGCCUCACCAUCCGGGACGGACCCACCAAGAGAAACCGCUGGAUGAUCAAGCGGAAAGGCAGCUUCGGAAAGGGUCAGGUACCGGCCCCAGUGCAGCAGCAUCGUGGUGUGGACAUGAAGAAGAACCAGGUGUGGAGUGGGGUGUACUCCGUGGUGCUGGUGGAGGGCCUUGAGAUGCCCGAGACUAGCCAGGGAGACGUGUACGUGCGCUUCAGGCUGGGGGAACAGAAGUACAAGAGCAAGAACCUGUGUGUGAAGUCUAAUCCUCAGUGGAGGGAGAUGUUUGACUUCAACCAGCUGGACGGCCUGGACUACCUGCAGGUGGAGGUGUGCAGCAAGAAGGGCCGCAGGAGCGAGGAGUGCUGGGGACUGCUGGACAUUGACCUGUCUCGGCUGCCAGUGAAGCAGAGGCAGCUGUACACGCGCGUGCUGGACCCCGGUAAGGGCCGUCUGGUCUUCCUCAUCACCCUGACCCCCUGCUCAGGAGCCUCCGUAUCCGACAUGCGAUCAGCACCCCUGGGUGACCCCCAGACCAACCAGAGGGUGCACGACCAAUACAGUUUGAAGAACUCCUUGAGGGAUAUGAAGGACGUGGGCUUUGUUCAAAUCAAGGUCAUCAAGGCCAGUGACAUAGCCAUAGGUAAGAGCGAACCCUUCUGCGUGCUGGAACUGGGGAACAGCAGACUGCAGACACCGUCUCUUCACAAGACACUCAACCCCGAAUGGAACAUGGUCUUCACCUUCCCAAUUAAAGACGUCCAUGAAGUGCUCUUCUUGACCGUGUAUAAUGACGAGAAGGACAAGGCUCCAGAGUCGCUGGGCAAGGUGGCAGUGCCCUUACUCUGGAUUGCUGAUGGCCAAACAGUCACUCGCCAGCUGAAGAAAGAUGACCUCUCCGGCCCAUCCAAAGGCACCAUCACAUUGGAAAUGGAGCUCAUCUACAAUCCAGUCCGUGCAGGUGUCAGAACCUUUGGGCCCAAAGAAAUGAAAUGCCUGGAGGACAAUCCCAAAUUUAACAAAAAGAUUUUAGCUCGCAACAUCUACCGUGUGCGUCGGAUCAGCACGGCCAUCUUAUACACUCUGCAGUACAUCAAGAGCUGCUUCCAGUGGGAGAACACACGCCGCAGCAUAGCAGCAUUCCUGAUCUUUGUGCUGACGGUGUGGAUGUGGGAGCUCUUCAUGCUCCCCCUCUUCCUGCUCCUCCUCAUCGGCUGGAACUACUUCCAAAACACACCAGGGACGCAGGGACACACACACACCGAUCUGGAGCCCAUGUCCGUGGCCGAAGAUGAGGAUGAGGACGAAAAGGAGUCGGAGAAGAAGGGUCUGAUGGAUAAGAUCCACAUGGUGCAGGAGAUCGUACUGACCGUGCAGAGCACCCUGGAUGAGGUUGCCUCCGUGGCCGAGAGAAUCAAGAACACGUUCAACUGGUCGGUACCCUUCAUGUCGACGCUGGCCUGUGUGGUCUUCUUCCUCUCCACAGCUGCACUGUAUUACAUACCCCUACGGUACAUCAUACUCAUAUGGGGUGUUAACAAAUUCACCAAGAGGCUGCGUAACCCGUACGCCAUCGACAGUAACGAGGUGCUGGAUUUCCUCCAGAGAGUACCCUCAGAUGUUCAAAAGGUGCAGUACAGUGAGCCGCGAGCACCCGCCGCCACCAACGCACAGCGCAAGAAACGCUAGCAAAAGAGGACGCCAAAUGGAGGGGUGAAGUGAAUGGAUGGAUGGAUGGAUGGAUGGAUGGAUGGAUGGAUGGAUGGAUGGAUGGAUGGAUGGAUGGAUGGAUGGGUAAAUGGAUGGAUGACAGAGGGAUGAGCAGUCUGUUUUAUGAUAGAACUUAGUUAUGCUGAGCUGUCUUGCCUUUGUACUGCCUGACUAGGCUGAGCCCACUGGGGUCUAAACUGAACUCAACGGACACCAGGCUGUCUGACUAGACAGGGCUUAAACUCAUUGGACUCACACCCCCGCCCUCUUUACAUGCAUUAGAACAUGCAGAUGCAUGUAGGCACACGCUGUCAAUUAAGACAUACAGUAUUCAUGCAUUUAGAAGCACACAUGCGUAAAUUGAAAUACUAUGCUGUUGUUAAUCUAUUAUACACGUUCUGAUGCAUUAUGUUGUAAUGGAGUAUCAUCUAUGUGAAGUGCAUUUUAUUGCGUAUGGAUUUUGUAUGUAUUUUCAUACGUGUGUGUACGUAUAUACUAGCUUAUAUUUUCCUUUGCAAACGUUGUAUGUGUGUGUGUCUGUGUCUGUGUCUGUGUCUGUGUUCGUGUCUGUGUGUUCCCGUCACCCCUCUCUGUCGGGGGUCUUUGAUGUGUCUCUCAGGGCAGCACAUUCAUCUGUCAAUCAUUGAUCAGAACUUGAAAAGAGUGCCCCGCCUUGGUUCACUGGCCCCCACCCCCACACACCCCGGCCCCUAUUCACUGGUCCCCAGAAUCCAUCCCUGCUCUGAACCGCCAGGAUCUCUGUUGCCUGGACCUGGGGCCCCUAUUCCCUGGACCUGAGGCCCGCAGCACCCAUCCCCUGUUCACGGACCCCUGUUUCCCACUCCCAGGCCAGACCGUGUUCCCCAGCCCCGGGCCCCAGGCCCCUGUUCCCCAUCCGCAGGCUCCUAUUCCUGGCUCCCCCGGCCCCAUCCCGCCCCUGCUCCCCACCCCAAAAGCCCCUGUUGCCGGGCCCCCUGCCCAGCUUAACAACACGUCCUGGAUCACUGAGAUCCCUAGCCGUCGUCAAAAGCACCAGAAAAGGCCUCACCGACCCACACCACAUGGAGAGUUCUUUGUAUUUAACAUGGAUGGACCAAUACAAAGCCCUGUACAGUGCACUGUACUGUAUGGCUGCAGCCAUGUGAUUAAUGGUUAAGCCAGCUGCCAAAGAAUGUUUCCCGUAUGAUAGUCCCAUGACCUGUCCUGCGUAUGGAAUAUAGCUGUCCUUAUGGAUCUGUAGAAUAUACUGUAUGCUUUUGAUACAUUUAAUAAUAAUCAUAUAUUUUUCUUUACCUUUGAAGAAAAAACUGAAAUGUCUCUUUAAUCUUGAACGUAUGUACUGUAAAUAUUAAACAUGUUUUUUGUGAUA